Messenger RNA from Somion occarium, 2010 nucleotides. Lineage: Eukaryota; Fungi; Basidiomycota; Agaricomycetes; Polyporales; Cerrenaceae. The record is from the annotation of a GenBank genome assembly.
UCACGACAUCGCUGUGACGGGACGCGUUACUGCCACGCGAAUAUUGUGACCAGGCGCGUCGCUUUUGUCACGGUCGCCCAAUUCUCUUUGACCUCAACGACAAACAUUUCUUGCGGUAUCUAACCUGGACGCAUUGAAGAUACGAUAACACGACUGUCCUUUGGCGUAAACCGGACAUGCGCGGAUAUCUUAUUUCUGCUCUAUCUGACCCACAUUAAUCCACAUUUCGCCGAGCUCACCCACAUGUGUUUCGAGUCUACUCCUGCCAAGCCCUUCGUCACAUUUAUUUGGCUAGUAUCCAGCUUAGCUAGCCGGCGCUGAGGGCCUUUGUGGUUAGGGGUAACUAGACGAACACCGGGUCACUCGCCGGUGUCUUAAGCCUACCUUUCACCGUUACCGGUGGACCUGAAUUGACCAUUCACUAAUCACAACCAGAAACUGCAGGUUCAAGUAUUGCGAAACACCGACGCUGUUAAUUAGACUGCCUUGAGAUCACCAGGCCAUAGUCUUCUAGCCCCAUCAUACGGUCUCAAUAGAUACUAAGCACUGAGUACCCGGCGCUUUCUACCUGAACCCACUGAUCAUUCCGGCUCGGACUCUCCUCUCGUCCUAUGAUUGCUCGCUGCUCCUGAGCGUAUCAAUAGGGAUCGGAUGCAGGUGAUAUAAGACAGAACCAUCCAUCUUCAACUCCCUCGUCUACGAACAUCAUCGAGCAACGCUUUUGCAACAAUUUCCACUGGUCGCACUCGUCCCCUAUAGCUGCUAACUCCUGAUAUGUCUCUUCCACUCGUCAACAAAGUUGCUAUCGUUACUGGUGCCUCUAAAGGUAUCGGUGCCGCAAUAGCCAAACGUCUCGCAGCAGACGGCGCCACAGUUGUUAUCAACUAUGUUAACAGCGCCGACGUCGCCGACGAACUUGCUAACUCUAUCAACGCGCAGGGUCCUGGCAAGGCCAUUGCCAUCAAGGCCGAUGUGUCGAAGAUUGAGGGUGGCAAGAAGCUGUUGGAGGAUGCCAUAGAAAUCUUCGGGCAGUUGGAUAUUCUUGUGUUCAACGCUGGAUUGAUGAAGAACGAGGUACUUGCGAACGUGUCUGAAAAGGACUUUGACGAUCACAUAGACAUUAACGUCAAAGUUCCCUUGUUCGUUACCCAGUCUGCAGCGCGUUUCUUAAAGCCAGGUGCUCGUGUCAUGUUUUUCUCAACUGCCCUUACUCUCAACAGCGCCCCGCCACCCAACUACCUUCUCUACCUCACCUCCAAGGGCGCCGUCGAACACGUCGUCCGAGUCCUUGCCAAGGACCUUGGAGCAAAAGGCAUUACUGUGAACGCAAUUUGCCCUGGUCCUACUGACACGGAUUUAUUCCGUGAGGGAAAGACGGAACAGCUGAUUCAGUUCUUUGCGAACAUGCAUCCACAGAAGAGAAUUCCAUCUCCAGACGAGAUUGCUCCUAUUGUGGCAUUCCUUGCGCGGGAUGAAGCGGGCUGGAUCAAUGGACAGAAGCUGUAUGUUAAUGGCGUAAGUUUUCGGUAUGGGACUCGUUGCAUGGGGGAUGCUGAUAACGUGUUUGCUUCUAGGGUUUCAAUGUGUAACAGUGUUCGAGAUUCGAGGUCCUAUAAACUGCACUUUGUUGUUCAGUGUAAUCAUUGUAUACGUCUCUUAUAAUACCGUAGUUAAUUGAAAGUUCAUUUGAUGCAUUGUGUUUAGGGUAUUGGCGUAAGCACUCGUUCUACGGCUUGCGUCAGCAGGCGAUGAUUGUCGGACGUAUCGUAUGCCAGGCUAUCGUUCGGGGACCGCAAGGCCAGCUUGUGAACCCCUCUUAGUUAGGCGUGUCCUUGGUAAACGCCUUCCAUCUCACUGUCUGUCGGAACAGCAGCUCUCCAUAACUUCCUUGCGUCACAGUUUGCGGAAGCCGUCGUGUCUUGCAACACCCUCGGCAAGUUUUAAUGGAUGACCUCGUUCUCCUUAGUCCAUCGUACGAUAUAUAUAUAUAUGCGGUCUUGGUGAACACUG